AUGAUCAUCUCUGACAUAAAAUGGGUUCUGGACCUGCAAACUCUAGACAAAAAACAAAAAGAAGAGUGGGAGUGGGAGCAGUGGGCGCUGCCGCCGACCACGUUCAACGCGACCGAGUCGGCCGCCUACCGCGGCCCGGGUCCGCGCGUCGGCGCCUCGCUGUGGAGGGACCGCGCCGGGCGCUCCUGGUGGCUGUUCGGCGGCCGGCAGAGGGCGGCGCACGCCGGGGACGUCCUCAAGGUAUACUCUGACCUGUGGCGGUACGACGUGGCGGAGACGCGCCGCUGGUCGCGGGUCUUCCCCAGCGACGACGGCAGAGCCAAGGCUAGCGGCAUCGUGAUGCUGCGCGCCUGGCUGCAGUCCGCAUUCGCCGCCGGCAACAGAUCAGGCAUCGUGCUGUGCGGCAGAAGCGAGGCGCGCCGGCCGGAGGACCGCUCGCUGGCGGUGUACGGGGCGCGCAGCGGCCGCAGCGACACCGUCUGGCAGAUGGAGCUGAAGGACGGCCUGUGGACGGCCUACGUCUGCUGUUGCGACUCCACCGACCGCAGCGACGAGGGACACCCGCGCCGGCACCGCGGCCAGGACCCCAAAGAGUUCCCGCGCGCCGCCCUGCCCGACGACGACGACAACAAUACUCAGGAUGAUGAUGAAAUUAUAAUGAAGACAACACAAUACCCAGUCCUUGAGCGGAGAGACAAUGCACUGCCCGGAACUAGAGGCACCAACGCUUCUGCUGUGGAGGAGCACACGGGCCCUUGGAUAGAGCAGCAGAGGCCGUCGCUGGCCCCGAGGAACCGCGAGGAGCGGCCGCCAGUCAAGGACUCUGCCGGCACGGAGGAGGGGGCGGAGGCGGGGGCGGAGGAAAAGGAGGCCGCGGAGUGGCGGGCGCGCCCCGGCAAGCGGCCCCCGGGCAGCGUGCAGCCCGCGCCGCUGCUGCCGCCCUCGGACCGCAGCCGCUCGCCACCCCCGCCGCCCCCACCCAAGAAGAAGCAGACCACGACGCCGUCCCCGCCGCACACCGUCGCCGACUCCAGGGUGGCGGCUGAUGGCGGUCACGGUGCCUCCACCACGACAGUAGCCAGUGCCGUGACUGGCGCCAGGACGACGCCACCGCCCCCCACGCCCAGCAGCGUGUCCAGAGGCGCUACCACGGCGACAUCUUCCAGCGCGGCCACCCCUACGCGGCAGAGCACGGCUGCCACCACACCCGCGGACUGCGAGUUCUCUGACGAGGACGAGCCCCCGCCGUGCGCGCACCACCAGCGCCCCGAGGCGGCUCCCGCCCCUCUGCCGCGGCCCCCGCAGCCGCAGCAGCAGCAGCAGGCCUUCUGCCCGGACUUCGACAGCCAGGAGCGCUCCGGGGCGCCCGGCGCGCAGCCCAUCGCGUGGUGCGACACCCGCCGCGAGCUGUUGGCAGCCCUGGACCUGCGCGGCUCGCCGCUGCGCCUCUGGCAGUUCGACCUCAGGACUUCACACUGGACGCAGCACCAGGUGCUGGUGGAGAACGGCUCGCUGUGGCCGGGCUGCGCGGACGGCAGCGCGCGCCACGCGUCCAGCGGGGACGCGGUGUACGUGGUGUGCGCGCCGUACGGCUCGUCCUUCCCCACGUCGACGCGCCUCGUCUACCAGCUGUGGGGGGCGACGGGCGCGGGGCCCGGCGCCAUACGCGCCCUGGGGCAGCUGCAGCUCGACGCCGCCUUCGAGGAGCCGGCCGGCGCCGACAUCUGGAUGGACGAGACGCGCACCGUGCUACAGGUCACUACAGUACCCACAGAAGAUUCGGGACAUGGGUUAAGCGAUGGUGCAAAUACAUAUUUUGAUGAAGACUGUGGUGACUGCCAACUCUGUCUAGAAGAAGUAACGCCAACUACUAGCUUUGCUUGCACUAUAUUGGCCGGGGAGAUCGGCGGCUCGCGGACACUGCUGCUGGUGGCGUACAAGGACACAGUACACCUCUGGCUGAGGGAGCGCACCGGCGGCUUCUGGCCCGUCGAGCUCAAGUGGCAGGGCGCCGCCUACAAGUGGUUCCGCUCCUUCAGCUCACCGCUCUACCACUUCAGCAUCAUGGGACACCCCUGGGUCAUUCCCAAUCCCAGGGAUUUGCAGGCGCAGGACUAUUGGCCAGUGGAGCGGGGCCGCUUCGUGGUGCGCAUCGUGGACACUAGCGACGCCAACGCGUCUCCGCACGGCGCGGGCGAUGUGCACGUGGCGCCUCCCCCCGCGCUGCCUCCGCCGCCGUCACUGCACGUGUCACCCCCUCUGGCGCAGCCGCCGGCGCAGCCCUCCAACGGCGUUAAGGCCAUCGUCUUCUUCGGCCUCUCGCUGUCCAUCUUCUCGGUCUUCGGCGCCGCCGUCUUCGUGCGCCGCUGCGUCACGUGUCCGCCGGCGCGCCGCGACGCAGACUCGAAAGGCGUGGGCGGGCUGGCCGGCGUCGGAUUGGGCGGCGGCUCCUCCAAUCAGGCGCCAGUCGUGCGCUACAGCGCCAUCCCUGACGACCUCGGCUACCCUGCAGCCUAG
This is a messenger RNA of Schistocerca nitens (vagrant locust), 2517 nucleotides long. RefSeq lists its product as uncharacterized. The record is from RefSeq and is a predicted model, not a curated record. Gene Ontology annotation, molecular function: protein binding. Bases 1 to 2517 code for a protein of 838 amino acids. The transcript is spliced from 11 exons. Lineage: Eukaryota; Metazoa; Arthropoda; Insecta; Orthoptera; Acrididae.